AUGACUGCCAUUCUCGAUGGCAAUAUUAUGCACACAGCACCACAAGCCUCACCAGAAAAAUUGAUGGUUUAUUCUCUGAUUGGGCUCGGCGGCUAUCUAGCCCUGGCUUCGACUCUGAGAUUCCAAAGACGUCGUGUUCUUCACCAAAAAUAUGCCUACAACACUCGCGAAUCAAUGGGCAAGAUGACCGACCAAGACGCUUUCACAAUCCAAAAGACAAUCUUGCAAAUGGAGUUCCCCUUUAUCGUUCUCAAGUCCCUCCAGUUUGCUCUCUUCCGGACAUACGGCAUUCCCACUAUUUCAACUCUGUUACUGAAGACAUCACAAUUCUCCGAUCCCGCAACAUCAUUCAAGCGAUACGCAGAUACAGGCGCCCUGAUCGGCGAAUUCAUGGCCUUCGACCCAAACUCAGAACGAGCCCAAACAGCAAUAGCCCGAACUAAAUUCCUCCACCAAGGCUAUCGAGCCAGCGGAAAGAUCCUCGAAGACGACAUGCUCUACACACUCAGCCUCUUCGCACUCGAGCCAAUUCGAUUCGUGAAAAUGUACGAAUGGCGCGAGAUGACCGAGAUGGAGCGCUGUGCUGUCGGGACAUACUGGAAGAGUCUCGGCGAUGCGCUGGGUAUCAGUUACGAGACGCUUCCAUCUGGUAAGACCGGAUUCCGGGAUGGAAUCCACUGGUUGGAAGAGGUUAGAGAUUGGAGUCUGGGGUAUGAAGUGAAGCAUAUGAAGCCCCAUCCCCGGAACAAGGAGAUUGCGGAUCGAACUAUCGACGUACUGGUAUACAAUCUGCCAAGGUUCAUGAAACCGUUGGGUCUUUACUUUGUGUCUUUCUUGAUGGAUGAGAGGCUCCGAAGCGCAAUGAUGAUCGACCCCCCGCCUGCAUUUUUCAGCGCCAUUUUCUCUGCGGCUUUCCAACUGCGCAAGCUUUACUUACGCUACUUGGCUCUUCCCCGCCCGAACUUCAUGCGACUGGACGUAUUCACGGAGAAUCCCAACAAGUACGGACGAAAUUAUGUCCUGAUCUACGAAGGUGCGCCUUUCUAUGUGCAGCCCACUAUCUGGAAUCGAUGGGGACCGGUGGCUUGGUUUAAAUGGGCACUGGGGCAGCCGCUCCCUGGUGAUGAUGGCGACAAGUACUAUCCCCAAGGAUACUACACUCCUGAUCUUGGACCGAAGUAUUUCGAGGGCAAGGGCCGGAAGGAACUCGAGGUUAUCAAGGAAGGCAUCAAGCAGCAGCGUAUGGGCCAGUGUCCGUUUCCAUGA
This is a messenger RNA of Penicillium cataractarum, 1266 nucleotides long. RefSeq lists its product as uncharacterized. The record is from RefSeq and is a predicted model, not a curated record. NCBI's taxonomy places the organism in Eukaryota, Fungi, Ascomycota, Eurotiomycetes, Eurotiales, Aspergillaceae. The transcript is spliced from 3 exons. The coding region runs from base 1 to 1266 and encodes 421 amino acids. Gene Ontology annotation, molecular function: oxidoreductase activity.